Messenger RNA from Alnus glutinosa, 2304 nucleotides. RefSeq names its product phosphatidylinositol 4-phosphate 5-kinase 5-like. The transcript has 7 exons. Bases 1 to 2304 code for a protein of 767 amino acids. Gene Ontology annotation, biological process: phosphatidylinositol metabolic process. NCBI's taxonomy places the organism in Eukaryota, Viridiplantae, Streptophyta, Magnoliopsida, Fagales, Betulaceae. The record is from RefSeq and is a predicted model, not a curated record. Gene Ontology annotation, molecular function: zinc ion binding; phosphatidylinositol kinase activity.
AUGAGCAAAGAAAUGGGUGUUUUAAAGGCAUGGGGGGCCAGUGUGCGCAGGACACAGGCUGCAAAAAAACGAGCCAACAACCUCUCCGGCACGAUGUCCGUGGCUCAUGCAGACGAUGACGAAUAUAAAAACAACAACGGAAGCGGCAAACUAUACAGUGCAGAAAGGGUUCUUCCCAAUAGUGACUACUACACAGGCCAGUGGUCCGACAAUUUUCCCCACGGACAAGGGAAGUACCUUUGGAGUGACGGUUGCAUGUACGAAGGGGAGUGGUUCAGAGGCAAAACAAUGGGGACAGGUAGGUUUAGUUGGCCUUCCGGUGCUACAUAUGAGGGUGAGUUCAAGAGCGGUUAUAUGGACGGCAUCGGUACGUACACAAGUUCUAAUGGGGAUACCUAUAAAGGGCAAUGGAUCAUGAAUUUGAAGCAUGGACAUGGCGUGAAGAAUUAUGCCAGCGGAGAUUGGUAUGAAGGAGAAUGGCAUCGAGGGUUGCAGGAAGGUCAAGGUAAGUAUCAAUGGAAGAAUGGGCGUUAUUACAUUGGAGAAUGGAAGAAUGGAGAGAUAUGUGGAAAGGGUACGUUUGUUUGGCCUAAUGGGAAUAGAUAUGAUGGGUUUUGGGAAGAUAGGUUGCCUAAAGGAAACGGAACUUUCAGAUGGCCUGAUGGGAGUUUUUAUGUUGGGUACUGGAGCAAAGAUCCAAGUGAGCAAAAUGGGACUUAUUAUACAUCAAGUUCUUGCCCGGAAGCAAAUCAUGAAUGGGAUCCUUACGAUGUGUAUAAUGUUGAUUUGGGCGACUGCAAGAUUUGUCAUGGCGAGAAGGUUUCAAUUUUUCCGUCGCAAAAGAAGCUAGCAUUGUGGAGUUCAUCCAAGUCCGGGGAUAACCUGAAUUCUAGGAGAAUGUCGGCUGAUGGGAGGGUGAGCGUGGGCUUGGAGAGGCCAUUGGACAGAUUGCAUGUGUGUGAUGGUGAUGGUGAUGGUGAUGGUGAUGAAUCUGGUGAUGUUGGUAGUAGGAUUCCAACGGUGGGGAAUUUGGAGGAUGAUUUGUCGGGUCUGCAUAUCAAUGAAGCAAAUCCAAGGGGGCUGCCAAUGACAAGGAGAGCAAAGAAACAAGGAGAGACAAUUCGCAAAGGGCACAAGAAUUAUGAGCUCAUGCUCAAUUUGCAGUUGGGAAUCAGACAUUCUGUUGGAAGACCUGCUCCAGCUGCAUCCCUUGAUUUGAAGCCUUCAGCUUUUGAUCCCAAGGAAAAAGUAUGGACUAGAUUUCCUCCAGAAGGAUCCAAGUACACCCCACCACAUCAGUCCAGUGAAUUUAGAUGGAAGGAUUACUGCCCAUUGGUCUUCAGGACUUUAAGGAAGUUGUUCAAUGUAGACCCAGCUGAUUACAUGAUAUCAAUAUGUGGGAAUGAUGCUCUUCGGGAACUCUCAUCUCCUGGUAAAAGUGGUAGCUUCUUUUACUUGACCAAUGAUGACCGCUACAUGAUAAAGACUAUUAAAAAGGCAGAAGUAAAAGUGCUUUUAAGGAUGCUUUCAGCCUAUUAUAACCAUGUUCGAGCCUUUGAAAACACACUAGUGACCAAAUUUUAUGGUCUGCAUUGUGUUAAGUUAAUUGGGCCUAUCCAGAAGAAGGUACGCUUUAUCAUAAUGGAGAAUCUCUUUUGCACUGACUAUACCAUCCAUAGACUCUUUGACUUGAAGGGAUCUUCCCUUGGCCACACAACAGUUAAGCCUGAGACAAAGGUUGAUGAAACUACCAUCCUUAAAGACCCUGAUCUGGACUUUAUAUUCCGACUCCAGAAGUCAUGGUUUCAAGAGUUUUGCAGGUAUAACAAAAUAAUCUCUACAAAUAGCAAUAUACCCAGUGACCGUCCAUUAUGCCACUGUGGAGUUCCUGCCUAUUUAAGGAACUCUUGGUCAAAUGCAAAUUUCGGUAGAAAGUGGUAUGGCUGUGUAAACCAUAAGAAACCUGGUGAUUGUAAGCUUUUUGAGUGGGCUGAUCACGAAAUGUGCAUUUAUGAAAAAACAUUGAUGGAACGGCUGAAGAGCAAAGAAGAGGGAAUGCGAGCUGAAAUUGCUAGACUUGAAAAAUUGAUGGAAACAAAACUUACAAAAUACAAGGAAAAUAUAGAGACUCAAUCUGGCCAAAUUCGGCUGCAAUUAGAGAUGUACCAAACUAGGGAGAAAAUGUACCAAUUUAGGGAGAAGAUAUACCAGGCUGCUUUAGUUCUUGUUAUUUUGCUUAUGCUAUUUUAUGUUAGUGGCUACAACAAUACUAAUAGUGGUCGUAGUAAGCUGAUGCUAACAUAA